GCCCCCUCCGCCCCCCACCUUCGAGCCCCGCAGUGAGUUUGAGCAGAUGACCAUCUUGUAUGACAUUUGGAACUCGGGCCUGGACUUGGAGGACAUGGGCUACCUGCGGCUCACGUACGAGCGGCUGCUGCAGCAGACCAGCGGGGCUGACUGGCUUAACGACACCCACUGGGUCCAUCACACCAUCACCAACUUGAGCACUCCGAAACGGAAGCGGCGGCCCCAGGACGGGCCCCGUGAGCACCAGACAGGCUCAGCGCGCAGCGAAGGCUAUUACCCCAUCAGCAAGAAGGAAAAGGACAGGUACCUGGAUGUGUGCCCUGUUUCGGCCCGACAGCUGGAAGGAGCGGACACUCAGGGGACUAACCGUGUGCUUUCGGAGCGCCGGUCCGAGCAGCGGCGGCUGCUGAGCGCCAUCGGCACCUCUGCUGUCAUGGACAGUGAUCUGCUGAAGCUGAACCAGCUCAAGUUCCGGAAGAAGAAGCUCCGGUUCGGCCGCAGCCGGAUCCACGAGUGGGGCCUGUUUGCCAUGGAGCCCAUUGCAGCUGACGAGAUGGUCAUCGAAUACGUGGGUCAGAACAUCCGCCAGGUGAGGCCCUGUACCCAGCACCCGGUCCGAUGGCAGCACGGGACGCUGGCAUGAGAACCACCUCAUCUCUGGGUGGUUGCCCCACAUCACCUCCCGGUUCCAGGACAUAGCUGGUGAAACCUGCCUCGUUGUGUUUCCUUCCUUCCAUCGACAGUUAGUAACGGGUGCUCUUAAACUAGAUGGUGAUGAUCCAGCAAGAGGCAAGACCAGUGUUGUCUCUCGCUUUAAGGGCCUCAUAGUGCAGUGGGGGAAGACAGCCACUGCACAAAGAACUGCACCGAAGGAUGGCGUUCGGUUGAUCAGGAAGGGGAAGUUCAGGGAGGCAGCAGCUGUGGGCACACAGUGUUGUGGAAGCCAGGAGCUGAAGGAUGAUGACAAGCUCCCAGACUCAGAUGAGGGGAAGGGUGCUCCCAGUUGCCAGACAGCAUGUGCAAAGGCCCGGAGGCAGGAUAGUCUUAGGGCAAGGAGGUCAGUAUGGCUUGUGGGGAAAACCAGGGCCGGCGGCCACAGUGAAGGCUAGAGAGGCCGGUGGAGGCCAGGUUGUGUGGCGCUUAGGAGCCGGGUUAGUGAGCUGGGGCCAGCAGUA
Ailuropoda melanoleuca (giant panda) is the source of this 1175-nucleotide messenger RNA. RefSeq names its product histone-lysine N-methyltransferase SETD1A-like. Gene Ontology annotation, cellular component: Set1C/COMPASS complex. The record is from RefSeq and is a predicted model, not a curated record. NCBI's taxonomy places the organism in Eukaryota, Metazoa, Chordata, Mammalia, Carnivora, Ursidae. Bases 47 to 643 code for a protein of 198 amino acids. The transcript has 4 exons. Gene Ontology annotation, molecular function: histone H3K4 methyltransferase activity.